Rangifer tarandus platyrhynchus (Svalbard reindeer) is the source of this 1422-nucleotide messenger RNA. The record is from the annotation of a GenBank genome assembly. Lineage: Eukaryota; Metazoa; Chordata; Mammalia; Artiodactyla; Cervidae.
AUGCCCAACAGCGAGCAGGGCUGUGGGUCCCCCCUGGAGCUGUUCCACAGGAUUGCUGCUCAGGGGGAGCUCAUAAGGGGCCUCAAAGCCAGAAACGCAGCCAAGGAUGAAAUUGAUUCGGCAGUGAAGAUGUUGUUAUCCCUAAAAACGAGCUACAAAACUGCCACAGGGGAAGAUUACAACAUGGACUGUCCUCCAAGGGACCCGGCACCCGAGAGUGGUGAGGGCCUGGCUGCCACCGACGCAGACGAGGACUUUGUGGACCCCUGGACAGUGCAGACAAGCAGUGCCAAAGGCGUUGACUAUGACAAGCUCAUUGUUCGAUUCGGAAGCAGUAAAAUUGACAAGGAGCUGGUAAACCGAAUAGAGAGAGUCACGGGCCAGAGACCACACCGCUUCCUGCGCAGGGGAAUCUUCUUCUCACACAGAGACAUGCAUCAGAUCCUGGAUGCCUACGAAAACAAGAAGCCAUUCUAUCUGUACACGGGCAGGGGCCCCUCCUCCGAAGCCAUGCACGUGGGUCACCUCAUCCCGUUCAUCUUCACCAAGUGGCUGCAGGAUGUGUUCAACGUGCCCUUGGUCAUCCAGAUGACCGAUGACGAGAAGUACCUGUGGAAGGACCUGACCCUGGAGCAGGCCCACGGCUACGCCGUGGAGAAUGCCAAGGACAUCAUUGCCUGCGGCUUUGACAUCAGCAAGACCUUCAUCUUCUCUGACCUUGACUACAUGGGGAUGAGCCCAGGCUUCUACAAGAACGUGGUGAAGAUCCAGAAGCACGUCACCUUCAACCAAGUGAAAGGCAUUUUCGGCUUCACCGACAGUGACUGUAUUGGGAAGAUCAGUUUUCCUGCCAUCCAGGCCGCUCCCUCCUUCAGCAACUCAUUCCCUCAGAUCUUCCGAGACCGGACAGAUGUCCAGUGCCUCAUCCCGUGUGCCAUCGACCAGGACCCAUAUUUCAGGAUGACCAGGGACGUGGCCCCCAGGAUCGGCUACCCCAAGCCAGCCCUCUUGCACUCGACCUUCUUCCCUGCCCUGCAGGGGGCCCAGACCAAGAUGAGCGCCAGCGACCCCAACUCCUCCAUCUUCCUCACAGACACGGCCAAGCAGAUCAAGACCAAGGUCAACAAGCACGCCUUCUCCGGAGGCAGGGACACCAUUGAGGAGCACCGGCAGUUUGGGGGCAACUGUGAUGUGGACGUGUCCUUCAUGUACCUGACCUUCUUCCUGGAGGAUGACGACAAGCUGGAGCAGAUCAGGAAGGACUACACGAGUGGGGCCAUGCUCACCGGCGAGCUCAAGCAGGAGCUCAUCGAAGUCCUGCAGCCCUUGAUCGCCGAGCACCAGGCCCGGCGCAAGGAGGUCACUGACGAGAUUGUGAAAGAGUUCAUGACCCCCCGGAAGCUGUUCUACGACUUUCAGUAA